AUGCCCUCCACAAAGGUCAUUGUGGCCUUCAUGGCUGCACUGGCUGUUCCCAUGGCCAAUGCCGGUAACUGCAAGCCUAAGCCCGUCACUACCACCGACGUAGCUCUGCCUGGCGUCACAACCUCUGGCACCGUCACUGCUAUUACAUCCGGAACCGAGACCGGUACUCCUACUGCCGAGACUUCUGCUGCCACCACCACUGAGGCUGCUUGUUCCAAGUACACUCCUUACGAGGCUCAGCCUGCCGACUGUGGUAAGAAGGGCAUUGCUCCCAACUGUGCUGACAAGAUCAUUGGCACCCCCUCGACCUGUGUAGACUGGACCGAGUGUGGCAACACCUGCGGCAAGACUCUUGGAUGCAAGUCUUUCUCUGUCAAGGGACGUACUUGCACCCUCUACAAGACGGUCGUCGAGGAGCUUGGCUGGACUGCCAGUGAGGGUUCUGGCGCUAGCGAGUUCUACGAUCUUGAUCUUUGCUUCACAUGUGCCGAGGAGUCCAGCGCUACCUCUGGUACUGAGACUGUCACCGGUGCUCAGACUACUGAGACUGCUGAGGGUGUUCAGACCACCGAGACUGCUGCCGGCACCGAGACCACCGAGACUGCUGCAGGUGUUCAGACUACUGAGACUGCUGCUGGCACCGAGACCACCGAGACUGCUGCUGGUACCGAGACCACCGAGACUGCUGAGGGUGUUCAGACUACUGAGACUGCUGCCGGCACCGAGACCACCGAGACUGCUGCGGGUGCUCAGACUACUGAGACUGCUGCCGGCACCGAGACUACUGAGACUGCUGCCGGCACCGAGACUACUGAGACUGCUGCCGGCACCGAGACCACCGAGACUGCUGCUGGUACCGAGACCACCGAGACUGCUGAGGGUGUUCAGACUACUGAGACUGCUGCCGGCACCGAGACCACCGAGACUGCUGCCGGCACCGAGACCACCGAGACUGCUGCUGGUACUGAGACCACCGAGACCGCUGCUGGUAUUCAAACCACUGAGACCGCUGCUGGUACCGAGACUACCAACGCUGCCGUCACUACUACUGAGGCUGCCACCACCACUGCUGCUGGUUGCACUGCUGCUUACACUACCGUCGACAGCGCUCCUGUUGAGUCUUGCGCUGUCCAGGGCCGAUCUGAGGAUGGCACCCCCAUUGCCAGAUACCGAAUGGUCGAGAGCGCCGACGAGUGUGCUGCCAAGUGCGCUGACUAUGUCAGUGAGGAAAACGCUGAUGAGGUCUGCAACACCUUCUCUUACCAGGGUGAUUCUUGGUCAUGCAUACUUUACGCCGCUUCGGUGAAUGAUCUGAACGUCGACGAUGCUGAGUGCGAAGAGGGCACCCUUUGCCAGGCGGACUCCUCCUUUUACGACCUCCACGCCUGCUAUGCCAAAUGCGAUGGAUACAUUGCCCCUACUACCACCGCGGCUGGCCUCACUGAUGCUGCUGUUACCACUGAUGCUGCUACCACUGAUGCUGCCACUACCACGGAGGCUGCUGUCACCACUGAUGCUGCUACUACCACGGAGGCUGCCGUCACCACUGAGGCUGCUACCACUGAUGCCGCUACCACCACUGAUGCCGCUACCACCACUGAUGCCGCUACCACCACUGAUGCCGCUACCACCACUGAUGCCGCUACUACCGAGGCCGCCACCACUACCGAGGCCGCCCCUGUUUGCACAAACUACAUCCCCAAGCCUGAUCGUCCCAGCACUUGCGGUCAGCAAGGCAAGGUCAGCUGCCGUUCUUCUCAGAAGCUCGGCCAGUCCGUCUGGGCCGCCAGCGCCGACAAGUGUGGCAAGAUCUGCGGAACCACCGAGGGCUGCAAGACCUUCUCCUUCAAGUACAACGGCUCCAAGUGCCAGCUCUACAGCUCUGCCCUGGACCAGCUCACCUUCACUCCUUGCAACACUGGUGUCAAGUUCUACGACCUUGAGAAGUGCUACACUUGCCAGAACGAGGAGACUCCUGCUCCUCCUGCCACCUGCUCCAAGUAUGUUGCCGACUUUGCCAGCUGUGGUAGCAACACCUACUGUGGCACUCGUGGUUCCAUCUGCGAAGAGGUGCUCAUCCCUAACGUUGGUGAUGCCUCAUGCCUCGAGAACUGUGCCAAGAGCUGCAUCAACUUCGGCGCUGAGUGCGUGUACUUCAGCUACAAGCCUGCCACCCCCUGGGGCAACGCCAAGUGUAAGCUGUACAAGUCUGGCAAGAUCACCAAGAACAAGAACUCCAUCAUCAAGUUCUACCAGCAGCCUUGCUUCAAGUGCCAGAACCCUCCUGUCUUGUAA
Fusarium poae is the source of this 2295-nucleotide messenger RNA. RefSeq lists its product as uncharacterized. The coding region runs from base 1 to 2295 and encodes 764 amino acids. The record is from RefSeq and is a predicted model, not a curated record. The transcript has a single exon. Lineage: Eukaryota; Fungi; Ascomycota; Sordariomycetes; Hypocreales; Nectriaceae.